Molecule: messenger RNA, 886 nt
Organism: Camelina sativa (false flax)
Lineage: Eukaryota; Viridiplantae; Streptophyta; Magnoliopsida; Brassicales; Brassicaceae
Product: putative inactive E3 ubiquitin-protein ligase SINAT6
Biological process (GO): ubiquitin-dependent protein catabolic process; multicellular organism development
Cellular component (GO): cytoplasm
Molecular function (GO): protein binding; ubiquitin protein ligase activity
Source: RefSeq, a predicted model, not a curated record
ACUCCACGUUGCCUCCAAUAAUUGGACGUUGAAACUUGAAACAACGUAAACGUAUCUGUGUGGUGAUUGUAUACUAGUAUAUACAUAUGUACACAUACAAAAACUUUUCUCCUCCUCUUUCACUUCAUCAAUUGCCUUGUCAUUUCAUGAUUUCCGACGAAAUGGAACCUAGAAUCACUGACCUUCAGAUUCAAUCGGUUUGUACAAACCAGAUGUCCUCUGCAAUCUACCACUACCAGUACCCCAACGACCACACUGAAGAGCUAAACAAUGAGAACACUGAAAAGAAACCGUACAAUUGUCCCCACUCUGGAUCCAAGUGUAAUGUCACAGGAGAUAUUCCAUGGCUGCUUUUGCAUCUAAGGAAUGAUCACAAUAUUGAAAUGCAUGAUGGGCGUAGUUUUAGUCACAGAUAUGUUCAUCACAAUCCUAAACAUCUUCAUCACGCUACUAGGAUGUUAACCCUUCUGGAUUGCUUUGGUCGACAAUUCUGCUUAUACUUCGAAGCAUUCCAUCUGAGGAAAACACCAAUGUACAUAGCCUUCGUGCAGUUUAUGGGAGAUGAAGAAGAAGCAAUGAGCUUCAGCUAUAGUUUAGAGGUCGGAGGUAAUGGCAGAAAGCUGACAUGGCAAGGCGUUCCUAGAAGCAUUCGUGACAGUCACAAGACGGUUCGUGAUAGUCAAGAUGGCUUAAUCAUCACUCGCAAAUUAGCUUUGUUAUUUUCGUCAGACAACAACAGUAACAAAGAACUGAAGUUGAAGGUUUCAGGUCGUGUAUGGAGAUAACAGUGACGAUUACUACAGCCUGUUUUGUUUUGCAUUGGACAACUGAAGUUUUUUUUUUUGACGAUUUUGGACAACUGAAGUUUAUAUAUAACAAAUAAGCA